Aspergillus melleus is the source of this 5768-nucleotide messenger RNA. RefSeq lists its product as uncharacterized. The record is from RefSeq and is a predicted model, not a curated record. The transcript is spliced from 2 exons. Gene Ontology annotation, biological process: telomere maintenance. Gene Ontology annotation, cellular component: chromosome, telomeric region. The coding region runs from base 229 to 4500 and encodes 1423 amino acids. NCBI's taxonomy places the organism in Eukaryota, Fungi, Ascomycota, Eurotiomycetes, Eurotiales, Aspergillaceae. Gene Ontology annotation, molecular function: DNA binding.
CAAGCCCAAGCUUCCCUUCUUUCUUUUCUCUCGCACCUUGAGAAAUCCAAGUCAGCCCUGCCAUCUAACUAGGCGGUGUGCCUCUUUUCGACUUCUCCCCAUCGAUUGACUUCCUGACUUAAUCGCAAGCUGCGGCCAGGUGGUGCAAGGGGGACAUGCAACGCGCCUGAUCGAUUCCUAAUCGAGGAAAUGUGGAAAUCUUCUUGCAAUUAAUCAACGGCCGCCGCGAUGGACGAGCAGCUUCCGACCUCAGCGCCCUUACGUUCGCCUCGCAUCCCGAUCGCGCAGCUUUCCCUGACAGCCGAUAAUCUGCAGGGGAGUGCCAUCCAUGCCGUCGUCACUCUCCUAUGGCCGUAUUCGUCUUCCACCAAGUCCCUCAGCCUUCUGUUAGCUGAACCCGAUUUCCGUCUGCGUCGCUCGAAUGGUCAGGUGAAGGUGAUCUUUCACGGGCCUGUCGCUGAAGAUGUCGCCAAGUCUAAACUCGGCAUUGGGGAUGAUGUAUAUCUAGAUUUGGCCGGAUCGAGGCUCGUGAGUAACGAGGCCGCGGUCCAGACGCCUGGCAAAUGCGUGGCAUGGGAUGUGCAUUUCGACGAUCGCGUAUAUUUGGAGGUCUCGCGAUCCGCCGCCCCUCUAUCAACUAUCAAGGUUGAGCCUUCGUCGUCCCAAACAAAUGGCCUCGACCCUGCGACCAUAGCCCCGACCACUCCUCCUAGGAACAACCUCAACAAGCGUGGGAUAACUGACGAUAUGGGGGACUCAGGGUCAUGGCAAACUCCAGUUUUCACGGGGAAGUCGCGCGCAUCCUUCGGUGGUCUACUCGAUUCCGCAUACGAUCCCUUUACCGAAGAAGAUGGGUAUGUGCCUGGAAAAGGCAGAAAAAGGCCGAGGUACAGUAUGCAGCAUAGCGACUGGCGCUUGAUCGAUGAACCAGAGAGCCCGGGCGACAAGGACUUCCCGGUUGAUUGGACGCACAUAUUUGAUGAGGAUUGGGGUGAGGGGUCGGAGCCGGAUGGAGACAAAGAAACUUCACCGGAGAAGCUUCCUGAGGCAUCAGGCGACGGCGCCGACCAGAAAAGACCUUCCGGUGUUGCUCAAACAGCUGAGGGGAAUAAACCGACCCCGGAGGUCCCUACGGAGCCGAUCAAAGGCCCAAAGCCGGCCGAAACUAAUAAUCUGUUUGUUCACCCUGGUUCAAUUCAAAAACCAGCAUUCCCUCGUCAGGCCUUCGGGCAGGGCCUUCUCGAUUUUUCUUCUCAUCUUCCAACCGACACACCUCGUCUUCACCCUAUCCCAUCUCCUGGACUACCCAUUCCGUCUCCACUCGUAACGGCCUCAUCUAGUCAACAAAGCUACUUCAUGCCUAUUACAGACAUGGCGCAACCUCACACCACGACCGCUGGUACAUCGUUAUCUCGGGAAAUCAAAAGCCCCGAAGAGGAGACAAGCGAACAUGCGGACACGGUGGUGGAGACGGAAACCCGAGCGACGUCAUUUGUCGAAGCAGAACUAGGACCGCAAACCACGGGCCAAGACAACGCAGCCUUGAGCUCCUCCACAGCCGCCACAGCUGUCGAUGUUGAAAUCGCCGAAAUUGCAAGCACCGCAAUUGAUCAUGUCUCGCAAAAUGGCAUGCCUCCUGCCAUUCCUACCGUGUCUACAGCGGAAACAGCAGUAGACAUCAGCGAAGCUGGUCAUCCGGAGGAAGUCGAGGCGGACAAGGUCGAAGAGCACGAUCACGAUCUCAGCUACGAUGAGGAUCGAGCUAGAGAGAAUAGUGAGCUCCAGGAAACGCCAGGGUAUCAUGAGACCGAAGGUCUUGAGGCUAACACAGCGGAAGAGGGCUAUCCUGAAGAUAAACACUCGGAAGAAAAUAAUAUAACUGAGGCCGAUGUGAUGGAGCAAAUGGAUGGGGAUUAUCCCGAAGAUAGUAUGGAGGAUUAUGAUUCAGAGGAAGACGAAAUGGUGGAAGAGAAUGGAUUUGAACAACCUAUUGAACAGGAGUCCGUUGCUGAGGAACCUCGCGUGGGUCGCAAAUCUGGGACACCCGAAUACGCUCUGAACCAGCAUUCAGAAAGCCCCACGAAUAAAACCUUGGGCGAUGAGAAACGAGUGUACGACUACGAAAUUGAAGAUGAAGAGGGUGAGGAAGAUGAAGUUGGUGAAGUAGAUGACUGGGAUGAAGACGAGGAAGACGAAGACGAAGAGGAAGAAGGGCUGUAUGGCCGCUAUCAAGAGGACGACGAAUCGGGAUCGGAACCGGACAUGGUAGAUGACGACUCGCCUACUCAGCAUCAACCUGCACCGAAAAACUCGCAGCCUGAAGUCAUCGUGCUCGACAGCGAUAGCGAAGAUGAAGCCCCUCCUAAUCCUCGCACAGAUGAUGCACCACGAACAAGAGAGACGACUGGUGAACAGGAACCGGCGUCGUCACCAUCACUGGGAAGCGAGCGUUCGUCCAGGGAGGAUUCUGAAGAUUCAGAGAAUGAAGAUUGGCCCGAAGAUGAAGACCAUAUGGAAACCGAGAACGUGGACGAAGAUCGACUCAGGCAAGAGAAAUCGAAAACCCAGCCGCCAGAACGAGUUUCAGAAGAACUCUUGGAAAAUGAAUCCUUGGGAGCUCAGCCCUUGGAAGAAGACUACCCGGAAGAAGAGAUGUCAGAAGACGAGGAACAGCCUGAUGACGCUGCAGACUUGAAAGCAGAAACUCGUGGUAGUCAAGAUGGCGAACAACUCGAAAGCGAAUGGGUGGAGGACGGUGUGGAAGAUGAAGAAAUGAAGGACAUAGAAGAACUGGACCAACAAUCAAAUGAACCGGAGUCUGAAUCCUCUGAAGAAGACGAGGUGGUCCUCCUCGACCAGACAGAUUAUGGAAGACGCAACGGACAAAGGGUGGAGAAUCAACAUCUGGACAAUGAGUCGACUGAACCCGAACAAACACCUGUGGAGCAAGCGCUAGAGCAAAUGGAAAAUACAGAGCGGACAACCCUGUCUACAGGUGCCGAUUACACGGAAUACUCGGAUGAUGGCGACGCGACUUAUCACGAGAGUUACGAACAGCACGAUGUGAUAGCAUCACCACUUCCAGGACAAGAUUCCCUGCAUCAUGAUUUUCAUACCGCGCAAACAAUUGAAACGCAUACUGGUGCCGAGUUCCGUUUGCAUGCUCAGGGGCUGGUCAUUGAUCCUGAACUGUAUAAUUCCGGCCCUGGCCGGGAAGAAGCAGUAGGUGACGGUUUUCAGAGUGGCAAGUUAGGCGAGCGAAUUUCUGAAACUCCAGUUCCAGAGCCCAAGUCAGAGAUCGAUUAUCGCUUGAUGCUCGACGGUGCUACAUCUCCGCGCAUUCCUGCCAGCAUCGUCUCAAAGAGGCAGGGUUCUGCUUCACAAUCCCAGCGAAUGGAAACUCCAGGUUUUACUCCGGCGGUUGAAGUCUACCGGCAGUCCCUUCCGGUUCCAGCGGCAGCUGAAUCGUUACCGACUCCUGAACCGACUCAAGAGAGAAGCUCGCAGAAGAAUGGGAAGCUCCCGUCAACACAUGCCGAGCUUCCUACCUCCCAGGCGCUGGAUGAGGAUAUCGUGGAAAACGAUUCCGACAUCGAGGCUAGCUCCGUGGCAGAAUCACGAGAAGGAUCACAUGACAUUGAGGAACCCUUGAUGCAUCGUGAGAGCCUUACUCCUGACGAGGUCCAAUCUCAACAGGCAGAUUUUGCCUUUGACCAUGAUGCCAGAAACGCCUUGGAUGAAAUCAGCUUCACCAGCGUCGACCGUCACUACCCGGGCUUGCGCAGCAGCCUCUCUUAUUUUGCGCCCCUUGCGACACUCGUUGAUCAUUACAAUGCCCUGGUAGAUACCAUUUCUGCCGUUACGGAAGUACGCGAUGUCAUUCGAGCAUCUUCAGGCAAGAAGGACUACAUCUUAACCCUUCAGCUGACGGAUCCAUCUAUGGCGGGCACGACUCAUUUUGCCCAGAUCUUUCGACCCUUCAAGGCAGCUCUUCCCUCCGUAUCGGAAGGGGACGCCAUCCUUCUGCGCAACUUCAAGGUUAAAAGUUUCAACCACUCCAUGAUGCUCGUGAGUACGAGCACUAGCGCCUGGGUUGUUUUCCACAGCCAGAACCAGACACAGGUCGAAGGCCCGCCAGUCGAAUACGGAAAAGAAGAGCAGACCUACGCGACGGACAUGCGGCAAUGGUACCAAGAAGAUGGCAUGGCUAUGGUGGCGGACGCCCAGCUCCAGGCGUCAAUCGAGAGGGCCGGUCGAGAGGGAACACCGGCCAGCAGCGUGGCACUUAGCGACUCGGGCAGUAUUGACUCGACACAACGUGUUGGUGAACGUGGCGAAUCGUCUGUAUCGAACCUCAGCUCACGGCGGAAUAGGAAAUCUCAUCGCAGAAUCACGAUUCAUGAGUUAAGGGACGGAAGGCGAUAUACCGAGGUUGGUUCGCCGUCUGGCAAGGAGAGUAUCCACGAGCUUCGGGAUGGAACUGUGUAUGCAAAUCUUUGAGCGUUUAUGCAUCUAUUGAAGUUCUUCAAAUAUACCCCUAAUUCGACUCGGCUUUGUUCGUUCAUUGUACAGGUAUACAGGUGUUCAUGCUUCUUCGUUUCCGUCACCAUCACAGUUCAUUCAAUGUCAGCGUAAGCCCCCAGGGCCGACUGGCCACCCGUAUGAAUGAAAAGGGCCCUGAUCUGAGGGUGAUCCCCAGGAUGACUCGCCCAGUCCUUGACCAAGUCUCCCUGUUGUACCCAAUGUGCCAUGCCCGUUGCCACCUUGGCUGUAUAGACAGGGUCAAGGAGCAAGCCCUCGCGCUGUGCCAUCCACGCCAACGUCUCCUUACUCUUAGGAUCUAACACGCCAUACCCCGUGCCAGUAAACCGAUCAUCUAACCGGACAUCGUCCGCGUUGAUAUCCGUCUCAUCCAACCCAAUCUGGACCGCCGCACGCCGCGCAAACCGCAACACCCUCUCCUCAUGGUACUCGCGCGGUUUCGUCGGCGAAUUCAAAAUCCCAAUGACCUUCCUCUUCCUCCCUCCGGGAACCGAUCCAUCCGUGCGCCGUGCCUCCUCCUCCUCCAGCUUCUCCACCAACUUAAACCCAGCAACCAACCCAGCCACCGUACUCCCACUUCCACACGCCACGAAAACAUAAUCAAACCGCUCCCCAGUCCCAAGGUGCUCCUUCUCCUGCGCCGCAAUCUCAAACGCACACCUCGCAUAUCCCAACCCACCAAGCGGAUGCAAACUCGCCCCGGAAGGAAUCCAAUACGGCACUUUCCCUUGCGCCCACAGCUCCUUCAUAAUAGGCGCGAUCGGAUCCGACCUGUCAUCCGCAACAUUAUCCGACCCGAGCAACCGCACCUCCGCGCCUAGCAGCCGAUCAAUCUGCACGUUCCCCGUCCGCAAGUACGCAACGGGGUCCGUCGUCGCAGAUAGCCCGCCGCCUGUAUUCUUAUGCAGGAUCACCACAGCGUCCAGACCAAGGUGGUUCGCUAGCGUGGCGACUUGCACGGUAUGGUUACUUUGGACGGCGCCUUCGGUGACGAGCGUGGUGGGUUUCUUAUGAGAGGGGAGGGGGAGGUCGGUGCCGUCGGGCUGGUGGAUGUGUUGUCGGAUGUGAGGCACCAGGUAUUCGAGUUUGCGGUAUUUGUUGCCGGAGCUGGCCAGUGGGGAGCUUUGGUCUUCGCGUUUGGCGUACAGGGAGAUUCGCGGGCUCGGAGGUUGGUGUUGGCGGGUGCGGGUGAGGAGCGUGGUUAGCGUUGGGAGGGGGUGGAUUGG